UCCAAAAAAAAAAAAACUUUUUUAAGCUUCUCAACCUUUCUUCAUUCAUCUACCUCAAUAUUUCUUUAGAUCCUUGUGUUCUUGAGCACUUUUGCCACACACCCAUUUCUGGUAAAGCCCAUUUUCAAAUCCAUCUUUUCUUUGCACCAACAUGUCUUCUUCUUCCAAUGGAUUCUCUUUUCUUACUUUUCAUGGCAAGAAAUAUGAUCCAACAUUUGAUUAGAAUGAUGAGGAGGGGCUCCUUCAAGACCUCAAGACCCAUGCUCCAUAUUCUUACGUGGACAUCAAGGUCUGGUUGUAUGAAUACUUUGGAGUUAGACCUCAAGUUCGGGAGGAGGUUAAUGGCAUCAAGAUUUCUCCGUUGGUUGCCCAAACAUCGUUUGUCAAUACCCUCUAGGUGUUCUUUGGAAAUUUGGUGCUUGCUGAUUGACAACUUGACUGCUAAUGAUAUGACUUUGAAUCCUUGGGUUGGAUGUGAGAAGUAUGCAGAGUGUGAGUGGGCUCUAGAGCUGAAUAACCGUUAA
This is a messenger RNA of Quercus lobata, 524 nucleotides long. RefSeq lists its product as uncharacterized. Bases 168 to 524 code for a protein of 118 amino acids. The transcript is spliced from 3 exons. The record is from RefSeq and is a predicted model, not a curated record. NCBI's taxonomy places the organism in Eukaryota, Viridiplantae, Streptophyta, Magnoliopsida, Fagales, Fagaceae.